ACAAAUCCUGAAUCGUAUAAAUUGCUUUGUUUUGUCAUUUUGUGUAAUUUUUUUGUAAAAAUUUAGACAGCCUCUUUAAUUUUCGUACUAGUUGUGUUUAUUUAUUAUAAAUAUUUCGAAUAGGUGAAUUUUUGCAUUAGACUGGGUCUUAAUGUUGUCUCAGAAGAAAAGAAAAAGUGAUAUUUCUCCAGAUGAAAUCCAGCUAACUCCUGAUGACAAUGAUGGGAUUAGUGAACAAGAAAAACCAAAUAAACUUGGCCAAUGGUUGAAUUUAUUCGAUUCAUGGUCAAAUAAAGAACGUUUAACUGCUCUAGAGUCUUUAAUUUCAAGUGAUAUCUGUGAUGCCGGACAAAUACGGCAUCUUUAUUCAUUAAUAGAACCACAACUUCAGCGAGAUUUCAUAAGCCUGUUACCUAAAGAACUGGCUCUUUAUGUAUUGCAUUUUUUAGAGCCUAAAGAUUUGUUAAGAGCUGCUCAAACCUGUCGUACCUGGAGGAUAUUGUGUGAAGAUAAUUUACUUUGGAGAGAAAAAUGUCAAGAAGAAGGUUUAUUGGAUGACGGAGAAUUAUUAAGUGGUGCUUAUGGGUUCAAUGGUUCAUCAUCCAGCUGUGAUUAUAGUACAUUAAGUGAUGGUUCAAAUAGUAUACCCUUUAUACGAUCAGAAUAUAAGAAAGGUUAUCUGAAACAAAAAACGAUAGAAUAUAAUUGGAGAUAUGGACGUUUCCCGAAUGACCUCAGUACAGAGCAACAGCAACAGCAGUCCCAACAAUCUCAGCAGUCACAAGAGCCAAAGGUCAAGCAUAAAAUGCUUAAAGAAAUAUUACAUCUCAAAGGUCAUGAUGAUCAUGUAAUUACUUGUUUACAAUUCAAUCCUGAAUCUAACCUGAUUGUAAGUGGAAGUGAUGAUAACACUUUGAAAGUUUGGUCUAGUAUUACUGGCAAAUGCCUGCGUACGCUUACUGGUCAUACAGGAGGUGUUUGGUCAUCUCAGCUUUCUCCGCACAACAUUGUGAUCUCAGGGUCAACUGAUAGGACUCUUAAGGUUUGGGAUGCCCUCAGUGGAAAGUGUAAGCACACUCUUUAUGGUCACACUUCUACAGUCAGAUGCAUGGCUUUACAUGGUGAUCAAGUUGUCUCUGGAAGCCGAGACACAACUCUGCGAGUUUGGGAUAUUAACACGGGAAAUUGUUGCCAUGUUCUAGUUGGACAUUGCGCUGCUGUUAGAUGUGUUCAGUUCAAUGGUAAAAUUGUAGUCUCCGGUGCCUAUGAUUAUCUUGUUAAAGUAUGGGAUGCUCAAACAGAAACCUGUCUUCACACCUUAGAAGGUCACUCUAAUAGAGUUUAUUCACUUCAAUUUGAUGGAGAAAAUAUUGUCUCCGGGUCAUUAGAUACUUCUAUACGUGUUUGGUCCGCUAGCACUGGUUCAUCUAGGCAUUGCUUAACAGGUCAUCAAUCUUUGACCAGCGGAAUGCAGCUUCGGGGAAAUGUGCUAGUUUCGGGUAAUGCUGAUUCUACUGUUAAAGUUUGGGAUAUUAACACUGGCGAAUGCUUACAAACUCUUGCUGGAGAAAAUAAACAUCAAAGUGCGGUUACAUGUCUUCAAUUUAAUUCUAAAUUUGUGAUUACUUCAAGUGAUGAUGGAACAGUUAAACUAUGGGACCUUCAGACUGGAGAGUUUAUUCGUAAUCUAGUUUCACUUUCUAGUGGUGGCUCCGGCGGAGUUGUAUGGAGAAUCCGAGCCUCUCAUACGAAAUUAGUGUGUGCCGUCGGUUCAAGGAAUGGUACUGAAGAAACCAAAUUAUUAGUUUUAAAUUUUGAUACUGACGAUAAUUCGCUACAAUCUGAAACCUCUAGCGCAUAUUUAAGUGAUCCUAGGUCAACAAGUACCCUUUGAUAUAACAAAUCCUUUGGACUCGAAAGUUUCUUUCAAUUAUUCCCCCUUUCCAAUUCAUCCCAUCUCUCUCUCCCUCACUCUCAUUCUUUCUCUAUAUUUCUUUUUCUAGCUCCUUCUUUCUUCGCUUUUAUCUCUUUUCCUUUUUCCUCUAUUGUGUCCACUUCAUUGGUGUGUAACUAUACCGUCAGAUCAAGAAAUGAAACCAAGAAGAAAAGUUAUAUUCAAGCCAGGCUUACAAAAAUACAAGAACAGCUAUCAAUUUUCUCAUAAUUUUUACCUGAGCUUUGCUUUGCUAUGUUUGACUCAAUUACUCUUUCACUUUUUUUUCCUUCCCAGCAUGAAUCAAAUCACUAGGAACUGAUUAAUUAUUAUACAUAUUGAUUAAUCAAUUUAUACACCUGUAACUUAUAUACAUACAUAUUAAUAGCUCUAAUUAUAGUGAUGAUUGAUUUUAUUUGUGUUGGAGAAAAAGAAAAAGUGAGAUUCGCCAAGAAAAACUUGUGAAAAAAAAUCAAAUUUCUACAAUUUGAACUCUAUGUAAACUAUCUUCUCAUCGAUUUCCCCUAUUUCUGUCCCACAUAACAGGGACUAACAAGGCCUUUUUUCCAAUAAAUAUUUCCAAAGAUUAAACAAAUUGAAGCGAUUGAAAUGCUUGUAAUUAACAUAAAAAAUGACCAAUUAUAAUGAUGUACACAUCACACAUCUUAAUUUCCUCCAAUGAGAAAUCAACAAGAUGGUGAUGAAAGCAGCUCAAUGUAAAGAGUGAUUAACAAGAUAAUAAACAAAUUGUUCUUU
Molecule: messenger RNA, 2689 nt
Organism: Tetranychus urticae (two-spotted spider mite)
Lineage: Eukaryota; Metazoa; Arthropoda; Arachnida; Trombidiformes; Tetranychidae
Biological process (GO): proteasome-mediated ubiquitin-dependent protein catabolic process; ubiquitin recycling
Cellular component (GO): nucleus; cytoplasm
Molecular function (GO): ubiquitin binding
Source: RefSeq, a predicted model, not a curated record